AUUAUCUUAGCGCGAAAAGUUGCAAGUGGUUUUGUGAGGUUUUCGUUUGUAUAAAAGCUAAUCGCUUUAUUAAGUUAACUUAAAAAUGUCGGAUGAAAUUGAAAAUAUAAUACUGCCAAAAACAUUGGAGGAGUUCACAGAAACUGACAGUUUAAGCGAUGCAUUGAAAGAUCCUAAAUUUUUGGCCAAAGUCCCAUUGUUAAACUAUACGCCUUUGCACAAACUCAAGAACCAUGCUUUAGUGCGUUUUCGUGGCAUGAUACAAGAUAUGGUGGAUCCAGAAAUAUAUUUAGAAAAAUACGAAGUAAAGAGUGAUAAUGGUGACACCAGACUGCAAUGUGGAAAAUUUCGUGACACUCUUGUUAUGAAAAACGGUGAAAACGUCAAUUUUGAAUCAAAUGCUAAUGUGCAUGGAGAAAGACGCACACUUUUUGUUGUUUCAAUACCUGGUCUAAAUGAAUGGGCCCAAACUUAUGAAACAGAUUGUAAUAAACAAAAUUUGGAAAACGCAGCGAACGCAAAAAGUAGUGAAAAUGCAACUUCAAAAAAACGUGCUUUUACAGAUGAAGGAUUACUUAUGGAAACAGAAGAUAUACCGUCUACAGGUACAAAUGAUAAAACUGUUAAUGGAACAAGUAAAAGACAGUGUUUGGAAAGUGAGACCAUAGCUAACACAGAAUCAAAAAGUUCGCUAAUUGGAGUUCAAUACAUGUUGAACUCCCCUAUACCUGAACGCCCUAGUUUAGCAUGUAUGGUUAAAAUAUAUAAUGAUCUUGAAGAUUAUAUUCUAGAUACAGUAAUUGAUGCCGUCGGUUUCUUGUCCGUAGAUCCAUCUUUGGAUGGUACCGCAAUGGAUACUGACGAGUGUCAGUACAUUAGUGCAACGGAGUUGCAUGCACAGAAUCCACCACCUUCGAUUAUACCACGUUUACAUGCAAUUGUUGUGCAUAGAUUGCGUCAUUGUAAUCCCUUGUUAGACGAGCGUAUUUUAGCGUUAAAACCACAUCCAAUAGUAGAUGCUGUUAAUGCAUUCAAAGAUUUGCACAGGAUGUUAACGUUGUGCUUGUUCAAUGAUUCAUUAGCAGCAGACUAUCUCAUUUCACAUCUAAUAUCCACUGUAUAUAAUCGUUCGGAAGGUGAAAGUAUUGGUAAAUUUUCUUUAAAUAUCUAUAAUUUUCCGCAGAAAGAUUUAUCUACAUACACGGAUAAGUUAUAUAAAAUUUUAGAACUACUUCUGCCAGCAAGCCAUUAUCUGCCAAUGACCUUGGAUAACAUCAACAACAGUACAUUUGUACCCAAAAAAGAUUACGAAACAAACAAACUCGUUUCUGGUUUACUGCAGCUGGCGCCUCACACGCAUCUCGUGUUGGAUGAGACGCAUAUGCAACAAGGACAGUUAAACAGUCAAGGGGUUUUGGCUAUGCAAAAUAUCGUACAUCUUGUUAAAAAUCAAGAGAUCCAAUGUGAUUUUCAAUAUUAUAACAUGAAAUAUUUGGCAGAUGUGCCAGUUCUAGUGUUUAGCGAAGGCAAGACCAUGAUUCCAAUGCAUUUUAGAAUUCCAAUUAACACCGAUAACAACACCGCAGAAAUAAUUAUGGAAACUUUAAAAGCUGCACAUCAUUAUUUGCAACCUGAUCGUUUAGAUCAAUUUAGACGUUUCAUCACGGAAGCAAAACUCUGUGAAUUUUCUAUGGAUCCGGAGAAUAUGGAAAUGAUACAGACAGAUUAUGUACAAAUGCGUAAAGACAAAAUUAUCAAUAGCAGCGAUGAAUUACAUUCCUUGCUCACAUUGUCACGCUUGCUAGCAAUAGCAAGAGGGAAAAAAGUGCUCGAUAAGGAAUCUUGGGAAUUGGCAAAGGAAAUGGAACAUAAACGGAGAGAGCGUAUAAAGGAAUUACCCAAAUUCAAACCUAAAGUUUAAGUACAAAAUGUUUUAAAUGUUAUUAUUUAUUCAAAUAAAAAAUCUCUUAGUUUUUAUAAA
Teleopsis dalmanni is the source of this 1981-nucleotide messenger RNA. RefSeq names its product mini-chromosome maintenance complex-binding protein. The record is from RefSeq and is a predicted model, not a curated record. NCBI's taxonomy places the organism in Eukaryota, Metazoa, Arthropoda, Insecta, Diptera, Diopsidae. Gene Ontology annotation, biological process: DNA-templated DNA replication. Gene Ontology annotation, molecular function: chromatin binding.